Messenger RNA from Sporothrix brasiliensis 5110, 1005 nucleotides. RefSeq names its product ligninase H2. The transcript has a single exon. Gene Ontology annotation, biological process: cellular response to oxidative stress; response to reactive oxygen species; hydrogen peroxide catabolic process. Gene Ontology annotation, molecular function: heme binding; peroxidase activity. Lineage: Eukaryota; Fungi; Ascomycota; Sordariomycetes; Ophiostomatales; Ophiostomataceae. The record is from RefSeq and is a predicted model, not a curated record. Bases 1 to 1005 code for a protein of 334 amino acids.
AUGAAGCUCGCACUUUUAGUUACAAUAUGGAUCACGAUCUACGGUUGCAACGCCUAUCCAGGUAUGGGACAAGGGAGACUGAAGGAUAUUCUGAACGUUCGAGGAGAUGACAACACCAAUCAAGUCGAGAUGAUUGGGGAUCUCACGUCGCUCGCAGACCACGAGCUAUCAGAUGUCGGGCGCUCCGUGAAGAAUAUAUUGCAGGGCAAGGACUCGCCCGAAGACAUCACGUCCACCUACACAAACGUCCCUGCCAAGGACAGCCAACAGUGUGCCAGCGACCCCUGCUGCAUCUGGGAGUACAUUAAGCGCGACAUGUACGCCAAGUUCCAUGGAGACUCGGGCCGUUGCACGAAGCAUGCGCGGGCGGCUGUCCGUCUAGGAUUCCACGACGCCGCAAGCUGGGAAAAGGGAGACACAUUUGGCGGUGCGGAUGGCAGCAUCGUCUUAGCCAACGAACUAACCCGGGCCGAAAACGACGGGCUGCAGGAUAUCGGUAUUAUUGUUCAGGGCUGGUACGACACGUACCACUCCAGGUACGGCGUUGGCAUGGCGGACCUAAUCCAGAUGGGAGCCACCAUUGCCACCGUCACUUGCCCUCUUGGGCCGCGCAUUCGCUCGUAUAUCGGGCGCAAAGAUAGCAGCCAAGCCACCAACAAGGGACGUAUGCCAGAUGUCCAUGCAUCUGCAGUCAAUCUUGUCGCACUGUUCCAAAACAAGACCAUCACACCAGAAGCCCUUGUUGCUCUCGUGGGUGCCCAUACAACUUCCCAGCAGCACUUUGUCGACGAGACCCGUGACGGUGCGCCACAAGACAGUUCCCCGGGAGUCUGGGACAUCCUCUUCUACGGAGAGACAAAGAGUGCCACAGUGCCAUCUCGGGUCUUUAGGUUCCCUAGUGACAUUGCGUUGUCGAAGCAUCAAUCCACGGCUGCUACUUGGAACACAUUCUCGACGGCGGCGGGGCAAGCAGCCUGGAACAACGUACGUACUUCGUUGUUGUAA